CUGUCGGCGGAGUUUUGUCAGUAAACAUCUCGAGCCAGGGUUAAAAUUGAGAGUGAUAUCGCGAGCGUUUGUCUAUUUUGUAGAGUGAAAAGAUCAUCGGUGUGCCCGUAAGAUUGUUUAAUGAGUGUGAUUGGGCGCGUGGUACGCUCACUGCGGCCACAAAUGAUCAGGAAAGUUCUUAACGAGGUUGUCACGGAGGGAAAAUGUCAAACACCUCGCCAGUAAUAAAUGGUGAAAACACUGGGAGCGUGGAUUUUCGGGAACUGCGUACGGCACCUGGAACUACGGCUAGUGGAGUUAACGCGGCCGCGGCUCGUGCGGCAUACAACAUGGUUGCAGCAAUGAGCGAACAUUUAUCAACUAACGCGAGGCAAAACGAGUUCCAAACCACUGCCGAGGAUAGCAAGGCGGGCAUAUUAAGCUUCCCUUGCGACUUCGACCACAUGUACGCGAGUAUGACAGACGGCGGUGCCCCGGCGACAUCGGCACUCGGUGUCAGCCCCCUCCGCGGCAACGAGGCUCGUCACCAUGACCUCACCGAGGUCAAGCACCUCAAAGAACUACUACUUUUACAUCUGGACCUGAUACAACAACAAUCCGAGCAAAUCGUUACCAAGGAUAAACUAUUAGCGGCUCUAAGGCAGGAGAAUGAAACGCUGAAGUUGCGUUUGGAACGGAUGGACAGACGAGUCAAUCUACAAAAACUACGGUCAGAUGUAACUGAAAAUUCUAUAGUACCUGAUCACACCGGGGCCUGUUCUCCUACGAGUCUGAAUUCGCCAAAUGCGGCAUCCACUAGUGAUCAUCAGAGGAAUACCGAAUCCGAAAACAGCAGUCCUCCGUACAGCGAGAGUUUUAAAAUACGUUUGAACACAAGCGGAGGUAUAACUACGGUCAAACAAGAGUCGAGUGAAAAUCAUGUCAAGAAUGAAUCCAAGCAUGAAACUUUUCGACAAGAAUCGAGUAGCGACUCUCGACAUGAUUGGGAAAUUAAGAAGAAAAGAAAGUCCGAAUCUAGUACAACGUCCAUUGGGAAACGCAAGAGAGGAGUAUCUUGCUCAUCUACAGUCAGCAACGAUACAACUUCCACGAUACCAGAUAACAAGAGUGUGACUCACGAGAAUGUUAAGAAGACGGAUAAAAAGGGAAAAUCCAUUACUAAAAAGGAAUCCUUUCUAACAACAGAAGAACAUUAUUUUACAUCCAUAGGUGAACCCAACUACACGUUAAGUCUGUCGGAACCCGUGCCUUCAGAUAAUAGUGCUUCCCUAGAAGUCCCAAACUGGAGGGUUAAAGUUUACACCAGCUGUUACACAAUGGAGGGAACAGAGAACUUGGAUGACGAAAUAUUUAACAAGAGACAUCUGAAGUUGGAAAAUGAUGAAAGGCGUCGAAAGAGAUGGGAUUUUCAGAGGAUAAGGGAACAAAGGCAUAUCGAGAAGCUAAAACAAAGACAGGAACGUCAAAAUCAUCAGGCAACAUGUUAUAAUACGAAUCACACCGGACCAUGUCCAACGUUACCGGCAGAAGAAGCAGUAAGCACAUUGUGGCCAGAACCAGAGCAAAUUCAGGGACUUCAAGUUGAUUCACGACUGCCAGUUACAGCGUUUGGUGUGCCCAUUCCCACCUUUACCCCAACUGAAUUCUCUUUACCAUGGCUACAUACGGCGAGGUCCAAGAAUCGACGCACCAAACGAUCUACAGGUAGAAGAAAAUCUUCUAGAAGAUAAGCUAAUACAGCAACAGGCUGAACUUGUUUUUAAUCUAAUUAAUAUUUUAAAACAUAGCUGUAGCGACGUCUUCUUAAUGAUUUGUUUUUAACUCUGAAAUGCGUUAUUCCUGCAGUGUUAAAAUGGGGCACCAAAGAUGUUUUUACUCUUUAUUUUUAAUGAACGCGAUGUACUAAAUCGAUGAAUUACUCUUAUCGAUUUAAUUUUCUACAAUUUUCUUCAUUUACAAUCACGCCCACCUGCCACUCAUUGACGUGUGUAACUCAACGCAUGAUUAAGAUGUUUAAUUUUACAAAUUGAUUUAGAUACCUAACAUUUAUCCAUUUAUUUGUAAUACCUUGACGUACGUCGCAAAAAUUUGAUAAACUGAUGUUCAUAUUGGAAUGUCACUUUUCUGUAAAGCUUUGUAAAUUGUUACUUUUAUUGUAUACAAAGAACAUAUCAUUUAUUUUAAGCUCUGAAUUCGGUAUAUUUUAGACAAAUUUUGGCUUCAUCGAUUAUUGCAGUAUUUUUUUUGUCAUUUUUUUUUAACUUAAAACACUUGUAUAAAAGAUAUAAAUGAAACUAUAUAGUAUUAGCAUACUAUACACGUGAGAAAAUAAUGUAAUGAUUAGUGUGUAGAAAUGGUCGUAACUAAUUAAAAUACAAAAAUUAAAUAUUUUACGCACCGUUUCUUUCAAGACUUAAUGUUUGUAGUAAUUUCUCAUGAUCAAACUCAAUUUCCGGCUAAUGCAGAAAACGACAGUUAUCUAAAUCAAAAACCAAUCUUAUGAAAUCAACAUUACGGAGGAUUUUCUAACAAUAAUUCCACAUUUUUAUACGAAAUAAGAUUGGAUGAUAUAAGCUCUGACAUCUUUGGUUGUUUUUGCAGUCUUCGAUAAUUAAGAUUUUACAAAGUGAUACAUCAUGAGGUUAGAUUGCGACUCUGAACUCUGGCAAUAUCAGGUAAAGACCACAAAACUUAAAUUUUCAUGUUCAAAUAUUAUUUUGUAAGUCUUACUUCUCUUAUUUUUUUGACGCACUUGUUUUCCAAGUAAUAAGGUUUGCAAAUUUUAUUGUUAAAAAUCCAAACGCAGGGCUCAAACUAAGUUUAAGUGUCUCGAACUGUGCUAAUGGACGGUUACUGAUUAUAAUUUUCACACAUGGUUAACAGAACAAUUGGACAACGGAUCACUGAACUAC
Diprion similis is the source of this 2912-nucleotide messenger RNA. Its product is annotated as male-specific lethal 1 homolog. Bases 204 to 1730 code for a protein of 508 amino acids. NCBI's taxonomy places the organism in Eukaryota, Metazoa, Arthropoda, Insecta, Hymenoptera, Diprionidae. Gene Ontology annotation, cellular component: MSL complex. The record is from RefSeq and is a predicted model, not a curated record. The transcript is spliced from 4 exons.